Messenger RNA from Adineta ricciae, 1767 nucleotides. The record is from the annotation of a GenBank genome assembly. NCBI's taxonomy places the organism in Eukaryota, Metazoa, Rotifera, Eurotatoria, Adinetida, Adinetidae.
AUGGAGAAGUAUAAGAUAUUAAAGCAGCUUGGUGAUGGAACGUACGGAAGUGUAUUACUUGCCCAUGUAAACGAAUCACCACAAGAUAAAGUGGCGAUCAAACGAAUGAAAAAGAAAUAUUAUUCUUGGCAGGAAUGUAUGGAUUUGAGAGAAAUUAAAGCUUUGCAAAAGAUUCGCCAUCCAAAUGUGAUUAAAUUAAAAGAAGUUAUUCGAGAGGAAAACAAUCUCUAUAUGAUUUUUGAGUAUAUGAAUGAAAAUCUUUACGAAUUAAUGAAAAAACGUGAUCGACUAUUUCCUGAAACUAAUGUUCGAAAUAUCAUAUUUCAAAUUUUGCAAGGCUUAUCCUAUAUGCAUAAAUUGGGCUUCUUUCAUCGUGACUUAAAACCAGAAAAUAUCUUGUGCAAAGGUGUCGAAUUGAUUAAAAUAGCUGACUUUGGCCUCGCACGCGAACUUCGUUCAAGACCACCGUAUACCGAUUAUGUAUCCACACGAUGGUAUCGUGCACCUGAAGUCCUUCUUCGCUCGACUUCCUACACCUCUCCAAUUGAUAUAUGGGCAGUCGGAUGCAUCGCAGCAGAAAUAUACACACUGAGACCAUUGUUUCCAGGCAGUAGUGAAAUCGAUCAAAUGUUCAAGAUUUGCGCUAUCAUGGGCACACCGACACGAGACGAAUGGACGGAAGGAUACAUGUUAGGAACGAAGUUAUCAUUCCGUUGGCCACAAUGUGCUCGAACAGACCUGAAAAAGAUUAUCCAUAGUUCGAAUAAUGACGGGAUCGACUUAAUUAAUGCAACAUUAAACUGGGAUCCUAAACGACGGCCAACUGCUAUACAAUGUCUCAAACAUCCAUAUUUCAAAGUAACUCAAGAUCUAAUAAGCGGAGCGCCCACAGCAAGUUCAUAUGGAUUUACCGACCGCGAUUCGCCAUCGGCAAGCUCAGCUAGAACUUCUGAUUCAAAGGAUAUUUUUACAGACAAAUGGAAUACAGAUGGAAAUAAAACUCCAGCAACUGUUGAUGAUAUGCGAGAUUUGGAUGUAUUACUAAAAGAAAUUGAACAAUCAGAAAAGUCGAAUAUCAAAGAGAAUCACUUUAAAAAACCAGCUAUACCAGUUCCUAACUUGUCACAAACGAAACACGAUGCACCAUCCUCCGAUAGUCGACAAGGAUAUCAACCUAAACCACACUUUUCCUAUGGAUCUCAACCACAUCGAGCCCCACCUUUUAAACCACCGAAGGUCUCAAUAGAACAAUCGUUUGAUUUCGAUGAUAUCUUAAAAGGUCAUUCCAUUCAACCACAACAGGCGUCGAAAGCUUUACGCCCAAUUGUGCCUGCGAAGAAUUCCGCAUCAUCAGCAAGAAGAGACAGUUUGACAGAGUGGUUAAACGACGAUCGAUUAACAACUAAAACUCACACGAAUCAACCAUCUAAUAUGUUUUCGAGUAAACCAGCAGCUCGGUCAGAUCUUGAUGAUUUAUUUUCCGAUACCCAUACUCGAGAUCAAAGCGCAUCGAAGGCGCCACUAACAAUAACGAAAACAUCAGCGAAGCAAUAUUAUUUGGGGAAUUCAAGGUAUAAGCCAGGUAUUAAUGCCAAACAACCGUCGCGUAAUGAUGGCUUCAAUUGGCUUUUGGAUCCAUCAGAUAAUAGUAAUUCUGCGUCUCGUGGUCCUAAAUUGUCAUCCUAUGCGCCGACGUUUGGCGAUCAGAGAAAACCGCCAGCCCAACAGACUCCUUCAUUUUUUGGUGAUCUCUCACGUUUCAAUUAA